GCGGGUUGUUGGUCGCAUCAAAGGUUCGUCCUUCUUUUUGAUACACUAUGGCAUUUCCACAGAUCCCCUCUUUGUUGCAAUAUUACAAGAUAAACCCUCAUGAACACGACCUCGUCUGCUUUCUGACAGUACUCGAACAUCGGCAACAGCACACCUUUGCCAUGCUCAAGUGCCCUUGUCGGCAGCAAAUGGGAUACUGAAGUUGGUUCAACGCACUUCGAAGAAUUCAUUUACCCUAGCGAUGUGAGACAAGAAGUUGUAAGGAGCCUUUGCCUGCAACGGCUGCAUAAAUUCUGCGGAACACGAAUAGUGGAGAGAAGUAAGUGAGUGCAGAUCAAGCCGGGAUAAGAAAGCCUGAACAUGCCCGUGAGAACAAGGGGAUAUGUGCUGGAGAGUGAACUCACUGCGUGCCGAGGAACUACGAGGUCCCUGACAAAAAAGUCGUCCCCGAAGCUGGAAAAUGUGCAAAGAAGGCCUGGUGGCUCAAGAGGGGGGGCACUGCAUCCAGCUCUGCCCGUCAGAUGCCAAGAGGAAGACUGACUUGGAUGUCAGUGACGGUCAAACAAUGUUCAUCCCCGCGUGGUCGGUUUUCAGAAAGCUUUUUUCUCCUCGAAAGAACCCGAGGCAAUAGCUCUGCUCCUUCUGCUGUGCUCCAUGUGAUACUGAGGCACCCCGAUUUCGAGUCGAGAACGUUGGUGCGAGCCACGAGGGUAGGGUGAAAUUUGCGUGGCUGUCGUUUUUUCUGAAAUUGACUCGUGGUCCUCCGUUUUCGGAGGUUCUUCCUGCGUGGAAGCUUUUUCUUCUGAAAGAAAUUGCUCAGAACUCGAUGUCUAACAGCCGGAGAGCUACCCGGUGUUGGCUUAAAUCGCUAGUCCCGCCAGGCCGCCGACAACCGCCGCCGUCUCUGUCUUCGAGGUUUGAGGAACGAGUCCGCCUCUGCUCGGGAAAUCCGUCAGUUUUCCACGAUUUUCCGUCUCUCUCGACCUCUUACUCUUUUCACCUCUGCAAAGCCAAGCAACUCGCUGGCCUUCCGGCUUCCCCCAAUCUUCCGGGUCGACCGCGGAUCCGUAGCCGCCCACGACGGCGAAGACGAGUUCCCAACUGUUUUUACAGAAGCAAGGAACCGCCUUCCCGCCAAGUCGUCGUCUCUCUUGUCCAGUCUCCACUGAAGCAGAAGGGUUUGCCGUUCGCGUCUCUCCCCCCUCUUACAGGGAUUCUUGUUUCUCGUCUUUCUGUCUUUCUCUGGACCGCCGCCAAGGUCCAUCCUGCAUCUUCUCCACGUCUUCGUUCCAUACAUACAGAUACAGAGGUCUCCACCAUGGCGCUGAAACGCAUCAACAAGGAACUCAACGACUUGAGCAAAGACCCACCCACGAACUGCUCUGCAGGACCCGUCGGAGAUGACAUGUUUCACUGGCAAGCUACCAUCAUGGGUCCUGAAGACAGUCCGUACAGCGGAGGUGUGUUUUUCUUGAACAUCCACUUCCCGAGCGACUAUCCCUUCAAACCCCCGAAAGUCAAUUUCACAACGAAGAUCUACCACCCCAACAUCAACAGCCAAGGCGCAAUUUGCUUGGAUAUUCUGAAGGACCAGUGGAGUCCCGCACUCACCAUCUCCAAAGUUCUCCUCUCCAUCUCUUCGCUCCUCACAGACCCCAACCCUGAUGACCCGCUGGUGCCGGAGAUUGCGCAUUUGUACAAGUCAGAUCGGAUGCGAUACGACCAGACGGCUCGGGAAUGGUCGCAGAAGUAUGCUCAGUGAGAAGUCUGCCGCCUCCAGGUGUCUGCGAACUGCGUUGACACUGGGAGCGCAUGCAGCUGUCGACCGACUCGGACUUUCCAACGUGGUCUCUGCAUAUUCAAGAGUCUCUUUCUCCGAAGAAUCGCACAAGGCUCCAGUCUGUGUCAAGACAUUUGUGUUGAGUGAGGUGACACCGAAUCGAUUUUAGCGAGGACCUCGCCCGUUCGAGAUUGUGUAAAUGCAUCAGGGGACGUUGACAGCUGCUGUGUCGGGGACAGGUGCGCAAGCGAGAGUGUUGUGAGACUCUGCGUGCUUCGGCGAGGAGACUGUUUAUCGAGAUGAGACUCCCGCUUUUCUUCCUGUUCGCGUCCAAAACGAAAAGUCAUUUUUAUGUCGAGCGAACAAAGACGCCAUGUGGACCAGCAGAAAGACCUUCUGAGACAAGAAGCUGAGACUCAGCGCUCAACAUCAGACACCGAAGGCGGAUGCUGUGAUGCUGCUCCUCGCCCCGGCUUUUACCGUGAAACGCGAGAGACAGCAACUGCGGAGAUUCAAGUAUAAACACAAACCUGAGGUCUCCAGGGGAGAGUCUCCACGCCUCUCGUUGCGCACUGCAGCUUUUUGCCGCUUCUUUGUCCCUGCCAAACCUCUUUUCAGAUCGCGAGACUCGCCGCUUGGCUUGUGGCUCUCUCGACAAAUCCACACACCCACACACGCUUUCCGCCCACCAGUUCCUGUACCCAUAUAUCUCACAAACAUACUCACCGUAUUCUCGCCUAUGACUCAUACAUCCCCGUAAAUAGAGGCGUCCCUAUAGAAAUGGACGAGCCCGCACCAAUAUAAAUAAAU
Toxoplasma gondii ME49 is the source of this 2590-nucleotide messenger RNA. Its product is annotated as ubiquitin-conjugating enzyme subfamily protein. Bases 827 to 1762 code for a protein of 311 amino acids. Gene Ontology annotation, molecular function: ubiquitin conjugating enzyme activity. The record is from RefSeq and is a predicted model, not a curated record. The transcript has 6 exons. Gene Ontology annotation, biological process: protein polyubiquitination. Lineage: Eukaryota; Apicomplexa; Conoidasida; Eucoccidiorida; Sarcocystidae. Gene Ontology annotation, cellular component: nucleus.